This is a messenger RNA of Balaenoptera ricei (Rice's whale), 255 nucleotides long. RefSeq names its product myocilin opposite strand (gene MYOCOS). Bases 1 to 255 code for a protein of 84 amino acids. The record is from RefSeq and is a predicted model, not a curated record. The transcript is spliced from 2 exons. NCBI's taxonomy places the organism in Eukaryota, Metazoa, Chordata, Mammalia, Artiodactyla, Balaenopteridae.
AUGGCAGAGAAAGGCUCCGUGGGCAACAGCAUUAACCUCCCCUACAGAGACCUGGUCUCCGAGGUGACCAGGCGCCGAAUCACCAUGACCAUGAGAGAAGAGAGAUUUACCAAGAAAAGUGAUGAAACCGGGGAGAUACCCUCAGAUAUGGAUUUGGGACAAGCUCGUCCUCCUAGUACAGCUGGCUCCGAAGUACCCCCAGCCCCACCUCCUUCUCCAACUGAAGACUCCAAAGUUUCCUUCUUAAGCACCUAA